UCAAAUUUCAAAUCCCUAAUCUCUUCGACAUUUUUAUUCGAUUAUACAUAUAUACCUACAUAUUUGGUAUCUGUAAUUCGCAUCGUACACUUUAGCCUUGUUGAUUUCUUGUUCUUGGGCUUCAAAACCCUAGUUUCACUGACAGCCCUCAGAAACCCUAGUUUCCGUUUCUCGAACUACCAACAACUGGGUUUUGCAUGUUUCGAACUUGAUUUGGGGUUUUUUUCGUAAAGCUUCUGUUUGAUUUCAAAGGUUUCUUUCUUUGAAGAUAUAAUGUCGUUCAAGUUACUCAAUGUGGGAUACAGUAUGCGGGUCAUAGUCUGGAGAAAUGCAAAGGUAUCAUGCUACCAACUGCACUAGUGCAGUCAAUAACAGUGCAGUUGGUGGCUCAUUAGGCAGGGAUACUUCCCGAGCCGAGUCUUCUGCCCUUCCAGCUAACUUUCCUUUAAAUCGGCGCCCUUCACAGCUUGCACCAUACAAGUUGAGGUGUGAGAAAGAUCCCCUGAAUUCAAGGCUUCCACCACCUGACUUUCACCCCCCGACUACAAAUUGCCCAGAGGAGACACUUACAAAGGACUAUGUGCUGGGCGGAUACAGAGAGACAGUUGAGGGGCUUGAGGAGUCCAGAGAGAUAACUUUAUCACAGAUUCCAACUUUCACAAAGCCUGUUAUCAUAAAAUGCAAGGAGGCAAUCAGAAAAUAUCACCGAGCAAUAAAUGAAUCCCGUGCUCAGAAACGCAAGGCUGGUCAAGUUUAUGGAGUCCCUCUUGCUGGUAAUUUGUUGAGUAAGUCUGGUGUUUUUCCAGAACAGAAAGCCACUGGAGAAGAUUUUCGGAAGAAAUGGAUCGAGGGCUUGUCCCAACAGCAUAAACGUUUGCGGUCAUUGGCCGAUCACGUUCCUCAAGGUUAUAGAAGGAAAUCACCUUUUGAAGUUCUUAUCAGAAACAAUGUACCACUACUGAGGGCAACUUGGUUUAUCAAAGUAACAUAUCUUAAUCUGGUUCGGCCGGGGUCUUCCAGUACUUCUUCUGGAUCACUUGACAAAACUCGUUUUUCCCGCUCAGACCAGUGGACAAAAGAUGUUAUCGAGUACUUACAGUAUCUCCUGGAUGAAUUUGUCUCAAAAAACAAUUCUCAUUCUACCAUGCACUCUAAGGACCGAUCACCCCAGUUCGCUUAUGCUGGGUCAAUGCAGCACAAGAGUGAUUCGGUUAUGGCACUUGUUGAUGGUGAGGAGCCAUCCUUACACUUCAAAUGGUGGUAUGUGGUGAGAAUCAUACAGUGGCACCAUGCUGAGGGGUUGCUUCUGCCUUCUUUAAUCAUCGAUUGGGUUCUGAAUCAGUUGCAGGAGAAGGAGUUACUUGGGAUAUUGCAAUUGCUGUUGCCCAUCAUAUAUGGUGUUAUAGAAACCAUUGUCUUAUCUCAGAAUUAUGUCCGUACACUUGUGGGAAUAGCUGUUCGUUUUAUCCAGGAACCUUCUCCAGGCGGUUCAGAUCUUGUGGAUAACUCUAGGAGAGCAUACACUAUCUCUGCUAUGGUUGAGAUUCUUCGAUAUUUAAUACUUGCUGUGCCUGAUACUUUUGUUGCCUUGAAUUGUUUUCCUCUGCCAUCUUGUGUGGUUUCAAGUGCAGCAAAUGAUGGUAGUUUAAUAACAAGGGUAAGUGGGGAAGGUGGGAAGUUAAAAGGUGGUUCAUUAGAAGCUGCUUGUAUGCUGAAUGAUAAAGGGCUUGAGGUUCAGGGCCGUUCUUUGUCCAUUGAUUCCGUAGUUUCUUCAAUUCAGAAAUGUGCAGUCAAUCUUGCAAGGGCUGCAAGUCCUGGCCAUCCAGGUCAUAAUGUGGCAAAAGCCGCAAAUGAAUUAGAUAGAGCUCUUAUACAUGGAGAUAUUACUAUUGCCUACAAGUGUAUGUUUGAGGAUUUCUGUGAUGAAGCCGUUGAUAAAAGGUGGAUAGCAGAGGUCAGCUCGUAUCUACGGUCUUCUCUUAAAUGGCUUGGUGCAAUGAGAUCUUCAUUUGUGUGUUCCAUAUUUUUUGUUUGUGAGUGGGCAACAUGUGACUUCAGGGAUUUUCGCACUAGCCCCCCUCAUGGUGUUAAGUUCAGUGGGAAAAGAGACUUUUCUCAGAUAUAUGUUGCUACUCGACUUUUAGAGAUGAAAAUGAGAAACAUGCGAAGUUCACGCAAAAGUGGCAGAACGUCUGCGGUUGAUGUCUCUAUGAAACAUCAUGGUCUGGCAAAUAAUAUUGAAGUUGAAAGCAAGUCGAAAGUUGCCCAUAAAAAAAUCAAAGAUCUGUCGCAAUUCUUUCAGAGUCCAGGCCCUUUACAUGAUAUCAUUGUGUGUUGGCUUGAUCAACACCAAACCCAAAAUGGAGAAGGUUUUAAGCGUGUUCAGCUACUCAUAACUGAACUUAUUCGAUCUGGCAUUUUUUAUCCUCAAGCAUAUGUGAGGGAGCUUAUUGUUAGUGGAAUCAUGGGUAAGAAUGACUCCAUGGUUGAUAUGGACAGGAGGAGGAGACACUAUAAACUCCUAAAGCAUCUUCCUGGUCCAUAUAUUCAAGAUGCACUGGAGGAAGCACAAAUUGCCGAAGUGUCCCUUAUCUCUGAAGCCAUGCAUAUAUACUCGAAUGAACGGCGUCUCUUGCUUCAUGAACUUCUUGACCAUCCAAAAAAUAUCAUCAUUGCAAAUAGCUCCUUGCAGAAGCAAAAGAACCAUCAAAAGUUUGGUAAAGAUGGCUCUUUAGCACCCUCUAGGGAUCAGUGGAAGAUACCAUCUCCAGCAUCUGAUUCCUUGUCCAGCAAAAAUGUCAAUAGAACUUCAAAACUUGAAGAACUAAUGACUUCUAUUUCGGUGCUGCUUCACUUCCCAAACUCCAAUUCUACCACUGCUGGGAAUGGUUUUGAUGAGUCUCAGGCCGUUAAAAGGCCCAUUGGGCCAAUGGUUAUUAGAAGCGAUCCUGGUGAAGGAACACCUGGAUGUGAAGAAUGCAGGAGAGCUAAGAGACAAAAGGUAAUUGAAGAAAAGAGUCCAUACCUUCAGGGGCAAUCAUUAAAUCUAUCUGAUGAUGAGGACAUUUGGUGGGUUAGAAAGGGUCUCAAAUCCUUGGAAUCUUUUAGAGCUGAUCCACCUAUUAAACCCGUGAAGCAAGCCUCAAGAGGGAGACAAAAAAUUGUGCGCAAAACUCAAAGUCUUGCUCAGUUAGCAGCUGCCAGGAUCGAAGGUAGCCAGGGAGCAUCCACUAGUCAUGUAUGCGAUAGUAGAGUAAGCUGUCCUCACCACAGAAAUGGUAGCGAUAAUGAUGUUCCUAAGACAACGGAUUCCGUUAAAACAUCCCAUUCUGGAGACAUUUCUUCAAUUGGAAAAAUUCUAAAGCGGAUGCCAUUAGAUGAGAAGAGGGCCAUUGUGGUGUGGUUGAUGGGUAUUGUGAAACAGCUUGUUGACGAGGCUGGAAAAAUCACCGAGACUGUCCCAAAAGUUGGCCAGUAUGGGAGGAGUUUCCCUCCUGUUGAUGAUAGGGGCUUGGCUAGAUGGAAGCUUGGUGAAGAUGAAUUAUCCACUAUAUUAUACUUGAUGGAUGUUUGUGAUGAUUUAGUUAAUGCAGCCAGGUUUCUUGUUUGGUUGUUGCCUAAGGUUCCUAUCAACCCCAUUCCUACAGUUCAUGGUGGGAGGAACGUUAUGAUUGUACCAAGGAAUGUUGAAAAUCAAUUGUGUGCUGUUGCGGAAGCAUAUAUUUUAUCAUCUCUCAGAAGGUAUGAGAACAUACUUGCUGCAGCUGAUCUUAUUCCUGAAACAUUGUCCGCCAUGAUGCAUCGUGCUUCGGUAGUUAUGGCCUCCAAUGGAAGGGUUUCUGGUUCAGCAGCUUUAGUCUUCUCUCGUCAGAUGUUAAAGAAGUAUGGGCAUGUGGUGAGUGUUGUUGAAUGGGUGAAGAAUUUCAAGUCGACAUCUGAUAAAAGACUCGUUAUGGAACUUGAAUCUGGAAGAUCGUCAGAUGGGGAAUUUGGUUUCCCACUUGGCGUUCCUGCAGGAGUUCAAGAUUUUGAUGAGUUCUUACGUCAAAAGAUAAGCGGUGUUCGUAUAUCCAGGGUUGGUUUGGGCAUGAGGGAUACCGUCCAAAGACUUGUUGAUGAGGCCAUUCCAUCUUUCUAUGGCCAAGAUAAGAAGUCUUUUGCAGGUGGCUCGAUGAAAAGAGGCACCGUUGAAAAAUCUGAUGAUGGGUACCAGAUAGCUCAGCAGGUGGUCAAAGGGCUAUUGGAUUGCAUGAGACAAACUGGUGGUGCCGCCCAAGAAGGCGACCCCACUUUGGUGGCGUUUGCUGUUUCUGCAAUUGUUAGUAAUGUUGGCCAGGUGAUCGCUAAAAUUCCAGAUAUAACCGCCAAUACCACUGCUUCAAGCUUGAACUUUGCGAAACAGAUCUUGCGGAUUCAUCUUACAUCCCUGUCUUUACUAAAAGAUGCACUUGGCGAACGUCAAAGCCGGGUAUUUGAGAUAGCUCUUGCAACAGAAGCUUCUUCUGCUCUUGCUCAAGUUUUCUCCCCAGCAAAGGCUUCUCGUGGUCAAUUACAACUUUCCCCUGAAUCCCGUGAUUCCAAUGCAAUUGAUAAUCCAAACAGUGCUGGAAAGACGACGUUUUCUAAGGCCGCCAAAACAACCGGUGCAAUAUCAGCUCUUGUUGUUGGGGCUGUUCUCCAGGGUAUCGCUAGUCUUGAAAGGAUGGUAACAGUUUUCAGAUUAAAAGAAGGGCUAAACGUGAUUCAGUAUGUAAGGAGCACAAGGUCGAACUCAAAUGGGAAUGUACGGUCUAUAGGGGAUUUAAAGAUGGAUAGCUUGGUUGAAGUUUCGGUUCAUUGGUUUAGAGUCCUUGUUGGAAACUGUAGAAGUGUUUCUGAAGGAUUUAUCGUGGAGCUUUUGGGCGAAUCUUCCAUUGUAGCUCUGUCAAGAAUCCAACGGAUGCUUCCUAUUAACCUCGUCUUUCCACCGGCCUUUGCUAUUUUUGGAUUUCUGGUAUGGAGGCGAUUCAUUCUUAAUGCCAGUGUUGUACCCCGUGACAACAUUCCUCAGUUGUUUCAAUCUUUAACACUGGCUAUCGGCGAUGCCAUAAAGCAUUUACCUUUCCGUGACGUGUGUCUCAGAGAAUGUGCUACCUUAUAUGAUAUCGUGGCUGCAGAUUCUACCGACUCUGAGUUUGCAAUGAUGCUGGACUUGAAUGGACCAGAUCCCCAUUCAAAACUUACGGCUUUUGUACCAUUACGUGCCAGAAUCUUUCUAAAUGCCAUUAUCGAUUGCCAAUUGCCGCUUGAAAUUGUUAACCAGGAUGACGGGAAUUGGGCAUCUGGGCAUUCCGAGUUAAAGGCCCUUCAUGUGGAAAACGAAACAAAGCUUCUUGAUAAGCUUGUACAUAUUCUGGACACUUUGCAGCCUGCAAAAUUUCAUUGGCAAUGGGUCGAGCUCAGACUAUUAUUGAACGAGCAAGCCGUAAUAGAAAAAGUAGAUUCCCGCGACAUUUCCUUGGCCGAAGCUUUAAGAUCGUUUUCCCCAAAUAACGACAACGGGGGUACCUCCGAGAAUGAAAAUAACUUCAUUCAGAUGGUUCUAACGAGACUACUGGUCAGACCAGAUGCUGCUCCUCUCUUCUCGGAGGUGGUGCACCUUUUAGGGAGGUCACUAGAGGAUGAAGUGUUGUUGCAGGCAAAAUGGUUCCUCAGAGGCCACGAUGUUCUUUUCGGUCGAAAAUCCAUUCGGCAACGGUUGAUUAAUAUUGCUGAGAGCAAAGGUCUGUCAACUAAGACUCAAUUUUGGAAACCAUGGGGGUGGUGUAUUCCAUCUUCAGAAGGUCCUGCAAGAAAGGGGAUUAAGCGGAAAUUCGAGAUGGCAUCCCUUGAAGAAGGUGAAGUAGUUGAUGAUGGAACCGACUCAAAACGACAUUCUAGAACAUUCACCCCAGUUUCGGAUGUUGAAGCCUUCAUAGUCGGUCAACAGCAUGUAACCGAGAAAGCGUUGGUGGAAUUACUUCUUCCGUGCAUCGACCAGAGUUCUGAUGACUCACGUAUUACCUUUGCUAGUGAUUUGAUUAAACAGAUGAAUGAAAUAGAACAGCAGAUAAGUACGGUUACUCAUGGAGGAGCUAAACAGGCGGGAACUGUUGCUUCGGGAAUCGAAGGUCCAGUGAGCAAAGUGAACACCCGCAAGGGUAUGAGAGGCGGUAGUCCUGGAUUAGCCAGACGUCCCGCUACCCCAGUUGAAUUGAUGCUGCCUUCCCCUUCGGCAUUGCGUGCUUCGAUGUCGUUGCGUCUGCAGCUACUCCUAAGACUGCUCCCUGUAAUCUGUGCUGAUGGGGAGUCAUCUGUCCGUAACAUGAGGCACAUGCUUGCUUCAGUGGUUCUUCGUCUUCUUGGAAGUAGGGUUGUCAAUGAGGAUGCUGAUCUUUCUAACCCGGCUUCAAGAUUUUCCGUCAAGAGAGAGGUGGAGUCUAUGAUCGAGUCUUCUGCUACCGUUGAUCUGGGUGAAAGUCUUUUUGAUCGUCUAUUAUUGGUGCUACACGCCCUUUUGAGCAGCAGCCAGCCAUACUGGCUGAGGUCAAAGUUUCCGUCAAAGUCCACCGCCGAAGGAACAAGGGACUCGACUCUAUAUGAUCGUGAAGUUGCAGAAAGCUUGCAGAAUGAGUUGGACGGCAUGCAACUACCUGACACAAUCCGAUGGCGGAUUCAGACCGCAAUGCCAUUUGUUUUCCCUUCCGUUAGAUUCUCGAUCUCUUGCCAGCCGCCGUCUGUCCCCCUUUCGGCCAUCAGUUCUCUUCAGCCUCCUACCAUAUCAGUUCCUGGCCCACAUCUUCGAUCUAAUCCAUCACGCACCACCUCAAACGGGCCUGGAAAAGCCACAAAGCCCGUCUUCUCUUCACAACCUGAUUCCGAUAUGGAGAUCGAUCCAUGGACCCUUUUAGAAGAUGGAGCUGGAUCCGGCCCGUCUUCCAUUAAUGCAGCCGCAAUCGCAGGAAGUGAUCACGCUAAUCUGAAGGCGUCGAGCUGGCUCAAAGGUGCAGUAAGGGUGAGGAGGAUGGAUCUGACUUAUAUCGGUGCCAUAGAUGACGACAGCUGAUUACAAACCUGUUUGUUUCGUUACCAAAAGUCAAAGUCAAAACCAAAGUGAAAGUCAAAGUCAAACCCCGGCUUCAGGUAAUUGUUUUUAACAUUUUGGGGUCGGGGGCAGCCUCCCCCUGCCCCCCGGCAAUGAGCAAAGUUUUGGGGUUUGAUCAUAUUCUUUUUGAGGGCAUGGGUAGUCGGGGGGAUCUAUAACAAACACACAUUUCCUUUUGGCUCGAUCAAUGACUAACCCGUUGAACCAUAGUGGCUCAGUCGGUUUCUGGACCGAAUGGUUCGGAGAUUUGUUGUAUAUAUAGGAGGGAGGGAUGUCCAUUUGGUUUUUCACCAUCCUAGUGAGCAAAUAUGUCUAAAAGUGGUCUGUUUUUAGGAUUCUUGAGCUGAAAGAAGCUCUUUUAAUCACAAAAUUUGUGUAUUAUUGUUUGCUCAUGGGGAAGAAGUUAGAAUUAUGGUUGAAUCUUAGAGUAAUAAACUUAUAGAGACUUGUAUCUCAUGUAGUCAAAGUUGUACCUUGCUUUGGAUUUGACUUUUUCUGCUCUA
Messenger RNA from Cynara cardunculus var. scolymus (artichoke), 7626 nucleotides. RefSeq names its product mediator of RNA polymerase II transcription subunit 12. The transcript has 14 exons. The coding region runs from base 329 to 7084 and encodes 2251 amino acids. Gene Ontology annotation, molecular function: transcription coregulator activity. Gene Ontology annotation, biological process: regulation of transcription by RNA polymerase II. Gene Ontology annotation, cellular component: mediator complex. The record is from RefSeq and is a predicted model, not a curated record. NCBI's taxonomy places the organism in Eukaryota, Viridiplantae, Streptophyta, Magnoliopsida, Asterales, Asteraceae.